Nannizzia gypsea CBS 118893 is the source of this 5331-nucleotide messenger RNA. RefSeq names its product 6-methylsalicylic acid synthase. The coding region runs from base 1 to 5331 and encodes 1776 amino acids. The transcript has 2 exons. NCBI's taxonomy places the organism in Eukaryota, Fungi, Ascomycota, Eurotiomycetes, Onygenales, Arthrodermataceae. Gene Ontology annotation, molecular function: fatty acid synthase activity; phosphopantetheine binding. The record is from RefSeq and is a predicted model, not a curated record. Gene Ontology annotation, biological process: secondary metabolite biosynthetic process; fatty acid biosynthetic process.
AUGUCUUCUAUCAUUACAAAUACACCAUGCUCAAAUUCAGAAGCCUGUACUGAUUCCCCUGUGACUGCGUACAGCGCCGAGGAUCAAUGCAAAGAUGUAGCAGUUAUUGGCAUGGCGUGCCGCGUUCCUGGCGGCAUACAAGACUCUGAACAAUUAUGGCAAGCACUCCUGGGACAAGUGGUUGCAUGCGGAGAUAUUCCCGCACAUCGCUGGGAGCCGUAUUAUAAAAGAGAUUCUCGCAACAGAAAGAUUUUAGACCAAACAACCAGACGGGGAUAUUUUGUCGAAAAUAUCGACGAUUUUGACUAUCAAUUCUUCGGCGUUUCGCCCAAAGAAGUUGAACAAAUGGAUCCACAGCAAAGAAUAUCGCUUGAAAUUGCUUGGGAGGCGUUAGAACACGCCGGUAUUCCAUCAAAAUCACUCAGUGGUAGUGACACGGCUGUUUUCUGGGGUGUUAACUCAAAUGACUAUUCAAGACUGGUUUUGGAAGACUUGCCUAAUAUUGAUGCUUGGAUGGGUAUCGGGACUGCAUAUUGUGGAGUCCCGAACCGGAUAUCCUAUCACCUAAAUUUGACUGGUGCAAGCGUUGCUGUUGAUGCUGCCUGCGCCUCUUCCUUAGUUGCUGUGCACCACGGCGCGGCUGCUAUUGCGACAGGAGAAUCAAGAAUUGCAAUCGUUGGGGGCGUGAAUGCUCUUUGCGGGCCUGGACUUACUCGGGUUUUGAACAAGGCUGGGGCUGUCUCCCCUGAUGGACAAUGCUGCUCAUUUGAUGAAAAUGCGAAUGGCUACGGCCGUGCAGAAGGUGCGGGAGCCGUCAUUCUCAAAAGUCUUUCACAAGCACGGCUUGAUGGAGAUCAUAUCCUUGCGAUUAUCAAAGGUACCGCAGUCGGCCAUAAUGGGAAGACAAAUGGUAUUAUGGCUCCUGAUUCCAAGGCACAGCAACUUGUGGCUAGGAAUGCAUUAAAAGCCGCGAACAUCAACCCUCUCACCGUUCGCUACGUCGAAGCCCACGCCACAUCUACAGCACUUGGAGACCCAACGGAAAUUACUGCCCUUGCUGAGGUAUACGGAAAAGGGCGUUCUAUCAAUAGUCCUUGUUAUAUUGGCUCUAUCAAGCCAAACAUAGGGCAUUUGGAAGCAGGGGCUGGAGUUAUGGGUCUCAUUAAGGCUAUUUUGAUUGUCCAAAGAGGGCUGAUACCGCCCCAGGCAAACUUGAAAACACCGAACACGAAGAUAAAAUGGAAUGACUCCGGUCUAAAAGUCGUUCAGGAUCUAACAAACUGGCCAGAUGAAACGGAGCCACGCCGCGCUGCAGUGUGCUCUUAUGGAUAUGGUGGGACCGUGUCUCAUGCUGUUAUUGAGGAGUUCCAGGAAUUCACUCCAAUCCUCCAUAAUGAAAUAGGGGCCAAGGAUUCAUCUAAUGGUCACCUACUUUUACUUUCUUCUCCACAAGAACAACGCUUAAAGACUCUCGCUGGAUCACUCAGGACUUGGAUCGGACAACAGGACGAAACUCACUUUGAUCUCGCUAAGUUUUGCAAAACUCUUGCCGGACACCGAAGCCAUUAUGAUUUCAGGGUAUCGGCAAUUAUAGACGAUUUUGAAGGCGCCAUAACUGCAUUGGAUUAUAUAUGCAAAGGAACAAAUGACCAAUGGAUUACUCGAAGCCGUGUUCUCCCAUUUGAUUUGGCGAAGGGCGUCGUCUGGGUCUUUUCUGGUCAUGGAGCGCAAUGGACCAACAUGGGGAAAGAGUUAAUAAAUAACGACAUUUUCCACGACGCAAUUCAACCUCUUGACAAAAUCGUUGAGGACGAAAUCGGGCUGUCUCCUAUUGCAUGGCUUCGAGAUGGUGAUUUCAAUUCCUCCGAUCGCGUGCAGAUUUUGACAUUUAUUGUACAACUUGGAAUAAGCGCCUUACUGAAGUGCCGUGGCAUCCACCCACAAGCAGUUAUCGGUCACUCUGUAGGAGAGAUAGCUGCCUCCGUGGUUGCCGGUGCUCUUUCGCCAGAAGAGGGCACCUUGAUUGUGACUCGCAGAGCCCUUCUAUAUAGGCAAGUUAUGGGCAAAGGGUCCAUGUGCCUAAUAUCCAAGUCUUACCAAGGGGUCCGCGAAGAUCUUGGGGAAGCCAGCGAUGUGGUAGCGGCUAUUGACUCUUCCCCAUCAUCUUGUGUAAUUGCAGGCACAAACGAUGGUGUGGCCGCCUUAACUGAGAAAUACCAAAAACAGGGAAUCAAAACAUAUACAGUGAAGACCGAUAUUGCAUUCCACAGCCCAACCUUAGACCAACUGAGAGAGCCUCUUACAGAUAUGCUGAAGGAUAUACUACGUCCCGUUCAUCCACACGUGAGGCUGUACUCUACUUCACUAUUGAACCCACGCGGCUCGAAUCCUCGGGAUUCUACUUAUUGGGUCAACAAUAUGACCAACCCUGUGCGCCUUACCUCUGCCAUCCUUGCUGCUGUUGAUGACGGUUACCGAAGGUUUGUAGAGAUAUCUAGCCAUCCGCUAGUCUCACAUUCAAUCAACGAGACAUUGAUGGACGCUGGUAUUGAGGACUACUCCGUGAUGCACACCCUUCGACGAAAUCAGCCAGCUGAAAAGAGUAUACUCCAUGCCAUCGGCCAACUUCACUGCAGCGGGGUAGAGUUUAACUGGCAGAGCCAGAUGCCAGGUCCGUGGAUGCAAAAUGUACCCCUGAGCCCGUGGGUUCAUCGCCCAAUUGUGCAGAAAAAACUAGUACAGGGUACUGUGGGUAUGGUAGCAGACAUGCACGAUGUUGACACGCAUACUCUCUUGGGUCGCCGCACUGCAAUAGCUGGCACAGAUUUGGUUGUGCAUUCGACAACACUGGAUAGCACUACGAAGCCCUUCCCAGGGAGCCAUCCAGUAUUCGGUACGGAAAUCGUUCCAGCUGCCUGUCUGAUUAAUACAUUCUUGAAAGGGACCGGUAACUCUUCAUUAAAGAAUAUCAUACUCAGAGUCCCUGUGGCUACCAGUGGAUUGCGGGCCGUCCAGAUAGUCAUACAAGGUGACGAAGUGAAGCUCAUGUCUCGUCUAAUACAGAAUGAGAGCGUGGGGGAAAGUUCAUGGGUCACGCACACCGAAUCUCGUUGUACAGUACGCACUGAAGCCAUUACAGAAGUAAUUGAUGUGCCUGAGUCCAAGUCUCGUAUUGGAACACGGCUCAAUGAUGACUUUACAAUUGACUACCUAGCCAAGGUUGGGGUUGCGGCUAUGGGAUUCCCCUGGAAGGUUACAGAGCAUUAUGGCAACUCAGACGAAAUGAUAGCAAGGGUGGAUGUUUCUCCCACUACCGUGAGCCUUGAUUGGGACCAGUCAUCUUGGGCCCCUUUCCUAGAUGCCGCUACUUCAAUUGGAUCUACAAUAUUUUUCUCUGAACCCCGACUACGUAUGCCAGCUCAGGUUCAGGGGGUGGAUAUCUUGACCACGCAGGAUCCACCUAAGACAGGUUGGAUAUACGUCAAGAGGGAUGCUGACGUUGAAUACUCCUGUCACGUUUAUAUACUCAGCGAAGACUGCCGGUUGCUUGCGAAAUUUACUUCCAUGCGGUUUUCGGAAAUCGAGGGCACACCCGGCGCAAGCGGAAGCAUGUCCAGCUUAGUUCACCGCGUUGCUUGGCCUCCAGCAUGUCCUGCAGAGGAGCCCAUACCAAUACAGAGUAUUAUUCUGAUUGCUAAGUGCAAUACCACGCGAGAUACGUAUGCCAAAACACUACCAGCCAAGAUCCAGUUAGAGCAGCUUGCAACUCCAGAAGCUCUACAAGAUCUGUUACCGUCUCUUGAACACAAGAGAGGGGCAGUCGUAGUGUAUAUCCCAGAAGAAGUCCGGUCGCUACAAGAGGUGCCUACAGCCGCUGAGAAAUUUACCUGGCAGCUACUGGAGAUAACUAAAUAUGUUACUAAAAACUCUUUAUCUACCAAAAUAUUUGUGCUCACCACUAAUAUGAUGGAGGCAGAAACCCCAACUGCACUCGCACACUCGCCACUGUUGGGACUUAGCAGAGUUAUUGCUAGCGAACAUCCUGAUAAUUUCGGAGGCCUUAUUGAUGGAGAACAGUAUACUGUGCCUCUUCCAGUUAUGAAGUACAUCCAGGGGGCCGAUGUCAUUCGUAUUAUGGAUGGGAUCCCGCGAACAGCUAGACUCCGUGCUCUACCCCGAGACUGUCGAAACCAAGAGGCUCCCAAGGCUCUUCCCCGUCCCGAGGGAACCUAUCUGAUUGCUGGUGGUUUGGGUGUCCUAGGCCUGGCCGUAGCCGAAUUUCUAGUCAGCCACGGCGCUCGACGGCUUGUACUUAUUUCCCGGCGCGGACUACCGCCACGGAGAACCUGGGAACAUGCCGACCAGGAGCUACAGCCAGUUAUAUCCAAGAUCCGGGAUCUUGAGCAACAUGGCGUGUGCGUCCAUGUUUUAACUUUGGAUCUCUCGACUCCCCAAGCUGCAGGGCGUUUACUGGAGAAAUUGGACCAGUUGAAUCUUCCUCCAGUAUUGGGCGUUGUCCAUGCGGCAGGGGUGUUGGAGAAUCAGCUUAUUCAGGAUGUCACACAAGAUGCGUUUGCUCGCGUCCUCGCACCCAAGGUUGCUGGGUCAUUAGCUUUGCAUGAGGCGUUCCCUCCUGAUUCACUCGACUUCUUCGUUCUCUUCUCAUCAUGCGGUCAAUUGUUUGGAUUCCCUGGCCAAGGUGCUUAUGGCAGCGCCAACACCUUUCUAGACACCUUGGCUACACACCGCCGUAAUUUAGGUGAGAAUGCCAUUUCAUUCCAGUGGACGGCAUGGCGAGGAAUGGGUAUGGGCAGCGAUAGUGACUUUGUUGCUGCAGAGCUGGAGAGCAAAGGUAUCACUGAUGUGACCGGACACGACGCCUUCCAAGCCUGGCUAUACCUCAUACAGUUCAAUACUGACCAUGGAGUUGUACUACGGAGCCGUUCUUUCGAGGACGGAGAACCGCUUCCGAGUCCCUUACUCAACGACAUCGCCAUUCGUCGUGCUCGAUCUAUAGCUGGCGCACCAAAUGCCACCGAGGGCGGUCCCUUGGCCGGCGCCAGUAACAAGAUUCCAUCCUCCGGGCCAGAGCUCAAGUCAUACAUUGACGAACAGAUCCGCGAAUGCGUUGCCAGCGUCCUUCAUCUACCGUCAAAGGACGUUGACUCGAGAGUAGCACUAGCAGAUCUAGGGCUGGACUCGGUGAUGAACACCGCCCUUCGACGGCAGCUUCAACGCACCUUCAAGGUAAACGUCCCGCCCACAUUAGUCUGGAGUUACCCAACAAUUAAGCAUUUGGUUGGUUGGUUUUUUGAGAAAUUGGCUAAGUGA